ACGAAAGAUUCAGCUCUCUUACCAUUCCUCCAAACUAUAGGAAGAGCUGCAGGUAAGUAGAAUAAAUGGCUGUAAUUGAAUCGUUGUCGUUUUGCCGAAUUAAAUUUUUAACAAAGGAACGUUUCUAAACAAAAUUGCUUAUCUUAUCUGAUGACCAACUCGUUCUGCACUACUGACGAAUCAUGGAACUUAUAUUUUUUCUUCCAGUAUGUCCCGACUUGCAGAUUCGUCGACGACCAUCGAUACCGUCGGGAAGAAACAACAUCCUGUCUUUUGGUUUCCUGAUGGAUUGACGAUCUUGGGCCUUGAAGAUCAUCUGUUCCGCGUACAUACGACUGUACUUUGUCGACACUCCAUUUAUUUCUCAGAUAUCUUCGAGAAUGCGUCGGUUGUUGGUAAACAAAGGGAAUUGAGUGCUGGUUUAGAUGGAUGCAACUUCCUAGACUUGAACUCUCGACAGGUAUCGGUUGUCGAUCUAGUUUCGUUGCUGGAGCAUCUGUACCACGAUGUAUCAUUGCUAUCAUCUACCGAUUUCUCUCGCAUUGGCUCUCUUUUACGCAUCACGAGCAAAGAGCAGCUCGAUUUCCCUGCGUUUCAUGAACUGGCUCGACAUAAACUCAGUACACUGUUUCCGGAGGGACCUGUCCCAUACUUUAAUUGCGAUUAUUCGGGGGAGGCCUUGGAUUUAGCAACAAGGUAUCAAUUGGAGCCUCUCUUCAAGCGACUAUUCUAUACUGUGGUAACCACAGCCCAAUUUCACGAGGUAAAUGACAACGACGCUCAUCCAAACGGCAUGGCGGAAACACCCAUUCAAAUCACAAUAUCCACUGAAAACGGCCGGCGCUGUGAAGAACUCAUGGCCAACCUAAUCAACCAUUUUACGCCUAUUCUUUUCACUCCUCCAGCCACUUCACAUAUGGCUUGCACCGAUGUAUUUGCAGAUAAAUGGAUGCCGUUGGUCAUCCAGCCUGCACUGGAAGAUGAUGGUGUUUACAAGCCUUUAGAGUCGCUUGAGCGGAUAAAGCUCAUAGAUUGGAGGAAAGAAGGCCUCUGUGCUUCUUGCGUCGAGGACAAGAAAGUUGAGUGGACGGAGGAGCAAGAAACUGUAUGGAAUUUGAUAGACGGAUGGCUUGGUUUGAGUGGUAAAAUGUAGGAAAAUUGUGUACGAAAGAAAAGUGUAUUUGAUCCGGCCCGUCAAUUCCGUCCGUUUGCC
This is a messenger RNA of Desarmillaria tabescens, 1213 nucleotides long. RefSeq lists its product as uncharacterized. The transcript is spliced from 4 exons. The record is from RefSeq and is a predicted model, not a curated record. Gene Ontology annotation, molecular function: protein binding. Bases 209 to 1153 code for a protein of 314 amino acids. Lineage: Eukaryota; Fungi; Basidiomycota; Agaricomycetes; Agaricales; Physalacriaceae.